CUAUAAUGCAACUGGGCUUCCUCAGCUUGGAGUGGCAGACGGAGGGAGAGGAAAGGGAAGCAGGGAGCAUUCGCCCCUCCCGGGCCUUUCUGCGUGGAUUCUCUUGCAGCAAUUCCAUGCUAGAGGUCUCCACCGAGCUGCAGAAACAGGAACUGGCUGCUUGGGAAGGUUCCUCUUUCUUUUGUGCAUCACCCAGAGCGCCCGAUGCAGCCCUGCCCUCUCCCCGCCUCCCUUGCAGUCUAGGAUCUCAGUAAAUCCAGAAAAAAAUCCUGCCCUCCGCAGAGUCAGGCUUGGACCCAAGGGAAGCGAGGGCUGGGGCAGAUUGGAGCCCCCACUGCCACGUCUCGGCCCCCCUCCUUCCCCGGCACAGGCAGCCAGAGGGACCCAGAGGGUGCUGCAAGUGCGGAGAUUGGGACCAGCCGCACAGAAGGGCAUCUGCAUUGUCCCAUCCUCAGCACCAGCUGGCACUACCUGCCAGUCUCAGCCUUGCCCCCAGCCGGGUCCCCCCCUGCACCAUCCCCCCGUGAGCAGAGCCUCCCACCUGGGUGCUGUGGAUGCUGCGCAUCUCCCUGGAUUGCUGGGGCUAAUGCUGAGUGCUGACAGGAUGGAGGAGUUUCAAAGUGAAGAAGAGGAGCCCUGGUAUGACCAGCAGGAUCUGGAGCAGGACCUGCACUUGGCGGCCGAACUGGGGAAGACGCUGCUGGAACGCAACAAAGAGCUGGAAGAUUCGCUGCAGCAGAUGUACACGACCAAUGAGGAGCAAGUGCAAGAGAUAGAGUACCUGACAAAGCAGCUGGAGAUGUUGCGCCAAAUGAACGAACAGCACGCUAAGGUCUACGAGCAGCUGGACCUGACGGCGCGGGACCUGGAGCUGGCCAACCAGAAGCUUGUGCUGGAGAGCAAGACAUCCCAGCAGAAGAUACAGUGCCUAACAGAAACCAUCGAGGGGCUACAAAACCAGGUGGAGGAGCUGCAAAAGCAAGUGGAGGAGAUGCGGAGUUUGGAGCAACUCCGCAUACGGCGGGAGAAGAGGGAGCGACGUCGAACCAUCCAUACCUUCCCCUGCCUCAAGGAGCUGUGCUCAAGCCCCAGGUAUGAGGAUGCUUUCCAGAUCCACAGCUCUUCAAUGGAGUUCAACCAGAAGCCGCUAGAGCGGGAGAACGAGCGCCUCCAGGCAAUGGUGAACUCCCUACGGUCCCAGGUCAACCAGGAGAAGCAGCGGAAGGAGAGGGUGGAGCGGGAGUACACAUCCGUCAUCCAGGAGUACUCGGACCUUGAGCAGAGGGUGUGCGAGAUGGAGAGCUGCAAACUGCGCAUCAAGGAGCUGGAGGCCGAGCUCCUGGAGCUGCAGCAGAUGAAACAAGUCAAGAAGUAUCUUCUCAGCAGAGAGGACAACCUGUCCGAGGCCCUUCUGGAACCGUUGAACAAUGCCCCAGAAGCAGACUACAUUGAUCUCUCAGAGGAAGAAGGGGCUAAAAAUCACGGGCCCUCCAUGACACCUUCUCCAAAUCACCCCGUCCGGAAAAGCUGCAGCGACACCGCCCUCAAUGCCAUCGUGGCCAAGGACGCCGUGAGCCGGCAUGAAGGCAACUACACUCUUCACGCCAACAACGUGCGCAAGCGGGGCAUGUCGAUCCUGAGAGAAGUGGACGAGCAAUACCACGCUCUGCUGGAGAAGUACGAAGAGCUCCUCAGCAAAUGCCGACAGCACAAGGACAGCGUGCGUCACACCGGAGUCCAGACAUCCCGGCCCAUCUCUCGCGACAGCUCCUUCAGGGACUUCCGGGGAGAGGGGCAUGAGCUGGAAGAGCGCAAAACGAUGGAGAAGACCCUCAGCAAACACGUGGAGGCCGUGGACAAGCGGCUGGAACAGAGCCAGCCAGAGUACAAGGCCCUUUUCAAGGAGAUCUUUUCACGCAUCCAGAAGACAAAAGCAGACAUCAAUGCCACCAAGGUGAAAAACAAGAACAGCAAAUGAGUCCUGCCUCCGCUGCAUUCCCUCUGUUUCCACAUGUAACUUCAACAGCCAGCCCUUAUCUUCCACCACACAAAACAUAGUGUGGCCUCUCCCCCUGCCUUGAAGUCUGGAGGCCGGCCACUUACAUGGUCCUCUUGUACUGGAAAGGAGCCUCUUUGGUUCAGGAGUGAGGAAAGUGCCAUGGAGACUUGCUUUUUUAAGUUCGUGCCCCAAGUGGAUCCACCUGCCAGGGUUUCCAAACUGGCUGGAAAAGCUGUAUAUUGUAGUUAGAGGUGAUUUCAAAAAGUUUACCAUGAAUUUCUGCAUGUGUUGCUGCAAGCAGCCAGAAAUCAUAAACGAGGGAAAACCAACCAGCUUCCCACCCUUUCAGCUUCCCCAGUAGUCACCAGUCACUGUGUUUGAUUAGCUACAGACAGAAGCUUGGAUGACCGACACUGUCCUGGAAUGGGCUGGGUACAAUGAUACAAAAAAAGCCAUCAACAACUUCCAGGGAGUGCUUUGGAAAAUCCAGCCCAUCUCCGUCACCGAGAUCUGCUGCAAAGCACCCACAGCUGUACUUGAGACUUUAACCUGACCUUUCCAUUCCUUGAAGGGCAGUAUUUUCUUGCUAUUUAAGCCAUUCUCUUAUCAGUCAGGUUUUUCAGCUCUUUACAAUGCAAGCUCAUUGCAACUGGAAAAACUUGAAAUAUAGAACUGAUUGUUCCAUCUUCAUCAGCUUUCACCUGAUAAAUCAGUCCAUAAUCUUAAGACACCAUAAGCAUAUAGAAUUGCCUUCCUUUACACUCGUAUCAACAUUUCAUUCCAGGUAAAUCACCGCCUGGUUGAAAGGGAUGACCAGGGCUUUCCCCAAAGCCAAGCAGGAAGUGCUAUUGCUGGGUCUGAGACUUACCCUCAUCUUCUCUAGAUGAGGAGCAUGGGGCUUCUACACCAUGCUAUUCAAGAGGUCUUGCCACCUCUCCUAGCAAGCUCCUAAUGAUAUAACUUGCAUGGGUUUGCAAAAACUGAUUAGCAGUGAUUCACCUGUAGAUAAAAGGAUAACAAAAAACACCAUAAAGGGUUAAGAGCAGUGACUACUGCUAAUAGCAUUGAUCACACUGUCCCACGUCUUCUCUCUGUCUGCUCCUGGUUAAGCCAACAGACACGGUGUUUUCUGUGGAAAUAUGACUGAGCUGCCUUCUCCAAAGGCUGUCGCCUUCCGUGGCAUUUUCUAUGUUCCAUUUAACUGUCCAGUGUCAGAAUCUCUUCACUCCGUGUACACUCCCAGAGACAUGCACAUAGACACACACACACGCAAAAAGCUUCACCAGUC
This is a messenger RNA of Alligator sinensis (Chinese alligator), 3287 nucleotides long. It is a transcript of the gene CDR2L, whose product is annotated as cerebellar degeneration related protein 2 like. The record is from RefSeq and is a predicted model, not a curated record. The transcript has 5 exons. The coding region runs from base 587 to 1978 and encodes 463 amino acids. Lineage: Eukaryota; Metazoa; Chordata; Crocodylia; Alligatoridae.